GUGGGAGAAGAACGAUGAGAACAGGAGAAAUGCAGGAACACUAAACAUUCAGUCCUGGAUUUUCUGAUUUCACAAGAAGGAUCACACAGGUUACAUAAAAAGACCGAUGGCUCUCCCUGACCAUGCAAACUGCAUCAGACAUGGGGAUGAGAUGCCCUCUUUUCCAGACAUUAUUGAGCUCAAUGUGGGUGGACAAGUAUACAUCACUCGUUAUCCCACUCUGGUGAGUGUUCCUGGUUCACUUCUGUGUGAGAUGUUUGGUCAGAAGAACACUCGGCUAUUAGCCAGGGACAGCAAAGGACGCUUCUUUCUAGAUCGGGAUGGUUUUCUCUUUCGAUAUGUCUUGGAUUAUAUGAGAGAUCAGCAACUGGUGCUUCCUGAUCACUUUCCAGAGAGAAGUCGGCUACAAAGAGAGGCAGAGUAUUUCAAACUUCCAGAGAUGGUAAAGAUCUUGGCACCUAAAGUCAGCAAGCAGAAUUCAGUAGGAGAUGACCCAUUUCAAAGUGAUUCUGAGGAGCAGUCCCCCAAUGCUGAGGUUACCAGGAACUUGGCAUCUGUGAGUGCAGUUCUUGCAUCAUCUGCUGCCAAUCCCUCCACUAUGCCAGACCUUCGUCGCUCUGGCUUCAUUACAAUUGGGUACAGAGGUUCUUAUACUUUGGGCAGGGACAGUCAGACAGAUGCUAAGUUUCGUAGAGUGGCACGGAUCAUGGUUUGUGGUAAAACAUCAUUAGCCAAGGAGGUCUUUGGAGACACAUUAAAUGAAAGUCGAGACCCUGACCGCCCCCCUGAAAGAUAUACAUCCAGGUACUAUCUGAAGUUUACAUUCUUGGAACAAGCUUUCGAUAGGCUCGCAGAUGCAGGAUUUCAUAUGGUGGCUUGCAACUCUACUGGAACCUGCGCCUUUGCCCAUGAGCAAACAGAUGAUAAGAUCUGGACAUCUUACACUGAAUACGUUUUUUAUCGUGAGUGAAACACACCAAAACCCCACAUUGCUCUCCCAUCCCUCUUCUCCUCUCCUUUUUAUCCUGCUGAAUUUAAUGUAGGAGUAGACUACAUUCAAACAUCCAGCAGCUAUCUUUAAUAUCCAACAUUUUAAACCCAUGUCCUCCUCUAGACUACAGCCCUUUCCGCCUCCAAAAGAACUUGGCCUUCAAUGUGACUGUACGGAGAUGCCAUUCCUUGCUGAAUUUCCUUCUCCUAUCUGAACCCAAAUUUCCCAGCAAAUAUGUGUAAUUGGUAUUUAUGUUUACAAAAAAUGGUUAAGCCUAUUUGUUAUGUUCAUGGAUGGGGUGUACACUCCAUUUUCUUUUGAUUAAUCUAUAUCACUAGGCUGUUUAAUUCUAGAAGGAAUUUUAUGUUCCAAAACAUACACAUAGAUGUUGAUGUCUGGCACAUGUAUCCUACACAUUUACAUAAUGAGUAUGUAACUUUUAUGGCGUUUCUACAGUUUAUGAAAAAAGCUCUCAGCCAUAUGAUAUUCCAAAAUGUAAUUUUGCACAGAUUGCAUAAGACUUGUGCUCCAAAUUCACUGUGAACUGUUAAUCAUAUUUAGAACUUUGGAAAAUUAAUCAAUAUUGCUUGUUAACCUUGUUGCUUGUGGUCUAACCCCAGAAAGCACCUAUCACUGUGACUUUCAUUUGACUGCUUUUCCAAUCUGUAUAAAAGCAGUGUAUAGUGAGCAAUUAUUUCCUUUUACCUAUUUGUAGCCAUAACAAGAUUGUAUCUUAGGGAUUAGAUGUGGAUAUCUGUAAUUUACCCAAGGAAGUAUAAAGACAAUGCAUAUUAACAGCAAAUUUGCAACAAGAUACAUUAAGAAUAUCUUUUUUAGCACCUUUUAUAUAAGUAAUAUUCAUCACUCAUCUGUCUAGACUGAGAAAGAGGUGAAUCACAGUUGGUAGAAACAGCAAACACAUCAUGAUAAGGUCUGAGGACUGGACAAGAAAUAUAGACACAAUGAGUAUUUGCACUUAAGAAUGAGAGUCUUCUGUUUCCAUUUUUUUUCCUGACGUCUGUUAUCUAAAGUAUGUUUUUAUCAAAUUGGGGUUACACUAGGUUGUUGAAGGCCAGAGUCUCCUAAAGUAGAUUCCUGAGUGUCUUUAGACUUUACUGGUGCACAACCAAAAUUAGAUGCAGAAACUAUACCAUUUAUUUUCUAGUAUACAGAGAUGACUAUAUAAGUAUAACUGCAGACUGUAUAACUGUGUAACAUAUGCAUGACUGCCACCUGAAUGUGGGAUUACAUGUUAUAUAAUAGAUUCCAGUAUAAGGGAUUA
Messenger RNA from Bombina bombina (fire-bellied toad), 2273 nucleotides. Its product is annotated as BTB/POZ domain-containing protein KCTD12-like. Lineage: Eukaryota; Metazoa; Chordata; Amphibia; Anura; Bombinatoridae. The transcript is spliced from 2 exons. The record is from RefSeq and is a predicted model, not a curated record. The coding region runs from base 107 to 970 and encodes 287 amino acids. Gene Ontology annotation, biological process: regulation of G protein-coupled receptor signaling pathway; protein homooligomerization.